This is a messenger RNA of Schistocerca cancellata (South American locust), 879 nucleotides long. Its product is annotated as speckle-type POZ protein-like. Bases 108 to 674 code for a protein of 188 amino acids. Lineage: Eukaryota; Metazoa; Arthropoda; Insecta; Orthoptera; Acrididae. Gene Ontology annotation, cellular component: cytoplasm. The transcript is spliced from 2 exons. Gene Ontology annotation, biological process: regulation of proteolysis; proteasome-mediated ubiquitin-dependent protein catabolic process. The record is from RefSeq and is a predicted model, not a curated record. Gene Ontology annotation, molecular function: ubiquitin protein ligase binding.
CGCAUUUGUAGCGAGUCGUGUCCAGUGUGACGUGAUGCGUUGGUAUUUCCUGCUGCUGCUGUUAGAUCCGUGUGUCAUACUCACAUACUUAAUAAGGACCACCCACCAUGUCGGCAGUUACGGAGGUUCAGAACACCACAACUGAGGCCCUGGCCGCCCUGCUAGACGGGGGUGAAGACGCCCUGGUAACACUAGUGGCGGGCGAGACGAGGGUGGCGGCUCACAGGGCGGUGUUGGCGGCCGCGAGCCCCGUCUUCGCAGCGAUGUUCGCGCACAACAUGCUGGAGGCCAGCUGCGGCCAGGUGAGCAUCGACGACGUGGAGGGCCCGGUGCUGAGGCUCCUGGUGGCCUACACAUAUACCCUGCAGGCCCCCCAGCUGCCCGACACGGCCCCCCAGCUGCUGGCGGCGGCCGACAAGUACGGCUUGUCGGCCCUGAAGGCUGCCUGCGAGCGGCAGCUGAUCUCGCAGUUGGCCAUCGAGACCGCAGCGGCGACGGCCGUCAGGGCAGUGAGGCACUCAUGGCCGGACGCCACCAGGGCUGCCGUCGCCUUCAUAAACGACCACCCGCAGGUGAUGGCCACACGGGGCUGGGCAGACGCUGUGCUCGAGUACCCGCAAGAGGUGAUUGAAGUCAGCAGAAUGCUCGGUGAGCCACCAGCAGAAGCCAGGUAAGCACGAUUCCCUUUUUGGCAGUGCUACUGUGAAUUUGACGUCGUCCUUGCUUUGUUCGUCGUGGGUUUCUUUGCUGCCUACAUUGCAUAGCACCUUAACGUCAUCUACUUACUAGUCGUCGGUAAGUCUCUCAUUGUUUACACUUCUUCUGCUUCUUAUCAAUUUCGCCUUUCUCUGAUUUACUCAGAUUCCAUAUUCUGUACUC